Molecule: messenger RNA, 1802 nt
Organism: Plutella xylostella (diamondback moth)
Lineage: Eukaryota; Metazoa; Arthropoda; Insecta; Lepidoptera; Plutellidae
Product: pancreatic lipase-related protein 2
Biological process (GO): lipid catabolic process
Molecular function (GO): lipase activity; serine hydrolase activity
Source: RefSeq, a predicted model, not a curated record
UGCAACGUAGUGUUCCGUAGGCUCUCGGGCCAACAACCUUUGCGAAGUGGAAAAAAAACUAAAUAGCGCGAAUUCAGUGACAAAUAGUGACCUUACAAAUGUCACCCAACGGUUUUUAAAUAACGAUGUUUUAUCUCAAAUUGUUCACAAGGAAAAAGAUCGCCGUACGAUUUAGAGUAGAUUUUUGUUGAAAUUAUUGAAAUGCAUUUAUUUCUUUCUAAGUUUAUAAUUAAUUAAUUUGAUGUUUUAAAGUAACCAAAGGUUUAUUAGAUCACAAUUUCCAAAAUGUAUUUUAAGUGUUGCGUGUGUGUUGUAGCCGUGUUUGUGUGCGUGAAAUAUGUAGCCGCUUUGGAAGCGUACAAAAAUCGGGAAGAACUCGGAUAUCCAGUUGGAUUAAUGUCACUAUGUCCAGGGUCCCUGAAGCCGGCGAAGAUCCCCAAGAGCCAGAUGAAGCACCUGUUCUUCCAGGUCCAGGGCAAGGGCAGGACGCGGCAGAAGUACACCUACUGGACCGCGAAGAGCAUGGCCAAGGAUCCCAGAAUCGACUUUAAAAGGAAGACCAUGCUACUCGCCAUCGGCUACCUGGACAGCUCGUACUUUCCGAUCUCGUCCAUGUACUCCAACAUGUACGAGGACCGCGGCUACAACGUCAUCCUGCUCGACAACCAGAGGUUCGCCUCCGUGCACUACCAUCUAUCCAGCCGCAUGAUGCGUCCCGUCGGCAGGCACGUGGCCGAGGUCCUCGCGCAGCUGGUGGAGGCCGGGCUGGACCCCGGCAAGCUGGAGCUGCUGGGCUUCAGCCUCGGCGGCCACACCGUCAGCUACAUCGGCAAGAACUUCCAGCAACUCACCGGACGGAACAUCUCCCGAAUCACCGCGCUGGAACCGUCCGGACCUUGCUUUAGGACCCUUGGACCUGAAGAUCGACUGUCGGCUUCCGAUGCUGAGUUCGUCGAGGUGAUCCACACGAAUAUUGACGGCUUCGGCAUGGCUAACACCAUGGGACAUGUGGACUUUUACAUCAACGGAGGGGAGUACCAACCGUCGGAAGUCAGUCUUUACCCGUGCACCUCAACAUGCAGCCAUUUCCGAGUGCUGUACUACUGGCAGUCGGCUUUAAGGAACCCUGGGAAGUUUAUCGGCCUCAAGUGUGACUCCAUACAGCAGGCUCGGGACUAUAACUGCUACGAUAGAGAGCCUUUAGAGACCAACGUGAUGGGUCUCGGUGUGAACAAGAAGAAGCACGGGAUCUUCUUUGUGUCAACUGAUAAGUUUUAUCCGUACUUUUUAGGAGAAGAUGGCCUGAAGAAGGAGUUUGCAGCGUGGAGACAGGUCACUAACGUCAAUGAUAGUAAUGAAACUGAGAUUUUCACAUAGAACGAUCAAUUUAACCUUUUGUAUCCCAAAGUCGCGAUAUCGCACAAUAAACAAUAUAUUUUUAUUGUGUCUGAUUUCACGGGAUUCAACUGGUCGAAAGAUUCAACCGGUUAAAAUACCAAUUCCUAAAUAAAAUAAAGCUGUGAAAGUUUCGGAAUAAUGUUAAGUGUCCUUCUUAUGGAAUCCGUCCUAAGUCAAUAGAUAGAGAAUAGGUACCUCAUAGUUAGGAAGGUUUUCAUAGGAAAAAAGGUUUGUACGUAUAGCAUUUUCUUAGUCAUGCAUGAAGUAACUGCCAUGAAACCUCCAACAUAGUGUUUGUUAAGCAAUACUAAUAUUAAGGUAGGUAAUAAGGCUUUUAACAAUCACUCUGUAAAUACGUAAUAAGCAGGUAUGUUCUACUGUACAAAUUACAAUAUACGAGCGUA